UUUGAUGUGAUACGUCCACCAGUGUUAACUUUGUGUGUUUGUGCUUGCGAAAUUAGCGAUUUUUGUUGGCAUUUAUUGAUUUGGAAGCCGCUGACGAUGAUUUUAUUUCCUAUUUUGUAUCACAGCAAGCUGAGCUUGAAUUGUGACAUUCUACAUUAAUAAUAUUUUUGCGCAAAAGUGUGUGCGACAUGCCAGAGUUCUGCAUCUUCUGCAGGGGUCAGUAGAUUUUUCCGUUUUCCUUAGCACAUUUAAAUGACUUGUGGCGCUUUUUUAAUGUUUUGUGCUUCAUUCACUUUGCUUUGCUUAAAAAGUGAGCUAUUUCCUUAUAAAGAAAAUCUUCUGAGGAGGCAUUCACACACGGCUAUUUUUUUGUUUUAAGAGUUUCUUGAAGUCAAAACUGAUGUUUUGCGCAGUGAUAUCAAGUAUAAUGCCAUGGAUGAAAAGGACGAAUUUCGGAGGUAUGCAUCCAGGUACAAGACUGAGAAAAUCAAAUCAAGAAAUCUCAGUGAAAAGAAGCGCCGUGAUCAGUUCAACAUGCUCAUCAAUGAGCUAUGUUCCAUGGUCACUUCGAACAGUAGGAAGAUGGACAAAUCAUCUGUACUACGUUCGACGAUAUCGUUUCUCAAAAACCACAGUGAGCUAUCUGUGCAGUCUCAGAAUGUGGAAGUUCAAGAGAACUGGAAGCCUUCCUUUUUAUCCAAUGAGGAAUUUACUCAUCUGAUGCUAGAGGCUUUGGAUGGAUUCAUAAUAGUUUUUUCAUGUAAUGGUCAAAUCCUCUAUACAUCAGAAAGUACAGCUUCGCUUCUGGGAUAUUUACCGAGCCGCAUCUAUUCAUCAGUAUUUGAUAUUAUUCACGAAGUGGAUAAGUCUUCAUUAUACAAGUUGAUCAGCAGUGCUCCAAACUCUUCUAAUAAUUCUUUAUCCAGAGAUUCAUUCAUAUCUUUACUUCUUCAUAUGAAACGUGGACCAAUUCAUUCUCAGAGCAACAGCAUUUCCUACGAGUUAGUUAAUUUAGUAGGAACAUUUUAUCAUUGGCCAUCAACUUUUGAAGGUUCCAAUCCAUCUGGCUUUGAUUGUGAUAGUAAUAGCUGCAGUAGCAUUUGUUCUCCGCUUCCCUCAACGACGGUAGAGUGGCGUUCUUGUUUUGUAGCAGUCGGCCGUCUCCAGACGCCUCACUUGCUGAAAGUUGUUAAUCUGUCUGAGGAAUCAAAAAAUGAAUUCAGUUCACGCCAUAGCUUGGAAUGGAAAUUUCUGUUCUUAGACCACAGAGCUCCUCCUAUUAUUGGCUAUUUACCAUUUGAGGUUUUGGGCACGUCUGGCUAUGAUUAUUACCACGUUGAUGAUCUCGAUAACAUUGCUGCUUCACAUGAGCUUUUAAUGCAGACUGGAGAAGGAACGUCCUGUUUUUAUCGCUUCCUGACUAAAGGUCAGCAGUGGAUAUGGCUUCAAACACGUUAUUAUAUUUCUUACCAUCAGUGGAAUUCAAAACCAGAAUUUAUCGUUUGCACACACACUGUAGUUAGCACUGAGAAAGUGUUGAAAGGUAAUCAAGAUGCACCCAAAAGGCUUUCCAGACGGUUCAGCAGUUCUAAUCUCUCACAAACGAAUACUCCACCCAGUCAAAGUGCCUGUUUAUCUCCCUCGCCUUCUGUCAGUUCUCUUGGCAGCUUUUCUUCAGAACAUUCCGAACAGUGCUCGGGUAAAGCAUCAUCAUCCAAUGUGCUCAUCAACUCAGUAUUGUAUGCAGCCCAUGGUGGAAAAGAAAUCCCUUCUCCCAAAACCAGGGCACCAUCUCUCAGCAAUCCGACAAUAUCUGAAGGUUACCUAGACAUGCAGCCUAGUUUAUCGACAAUCCAGCCAGCCUCUAUGACGGCCAACGACAUGGGUGCCAUUUCCUCCACAGCUCCUGCUGUCAUGCCGGCUCCGGGGCCCCCCGAAAAUCACGUUUCUACUGCCAGUGCAUUAAGUGUGCCUCCUACUGUUACUGCAGUAAAUAAUACAUCUAGUGCACAGUUUCAGGGUGAGAGAACUUCUGCUGUAUGUCAAGCACAGAUGCAAGAAUACUUGAGACGACGUCACCAGAUGCUACAGCAGCAGAUCAUGCUUCAGCAGGAAGAGCUGCGGAGGGUGUCAGAGCAACUCAUGCUCGUGCAAUUUGCAGUUCCUGGUCCCACUAAUACUUCCGACAUUCCUUACCAGGCUUCCAGUUCAUCCAUGGGAUCGAACUUGGUAAACACUUACUCAUCUACGAGACCAUUGCCACACUUGCAGAUUCCCGAUGCAACUUCCACGGCAAAUGUUAUCAUGAAGUCUGUGGAUGGUUACACGAGGCCCACACAAUCAUCUAUCACAUCAAGGCCAUAUCUGAAUCUCGAGGCCGAACUGUGUGGAGUCGGCACAUCUGGCGGGAUCUCCCUCCUCACUUCAAACAGUAUGGAACAAAAUAAUGAAGUGAUUGCUCAAGGUUUUCCUAUGACUCAUUCAAUGCAGUCAAAUACCUGAAGCACCCGCUUGUUUGACAAAUCUCUUACCACAACACAUUUGCUCAUCAUCAAAGCGAACGGACAUGGCCAAAGAUUUCUGUCUUUGCCAGGUUGCAUUCACUGUAAUGUUGGGCCUCCAAUCUAGUCUUCAUGAAAAAUACAUCUGAGUGAAAAUGAGUUUUUGAGCAGCUCCUAUUGUGAUGUUAUUUAUGUGUUUAAUUAUUUGUUAUGCUUUUUAUGAGACUAAAGUAAUUUUUGGGGAGCUUGAAAAUGUUAUGGGUUUAAACAGGGCUUGGGGAAAGAAUGCAUUUCUAAAAUUAUUGCUUUAGAAAUGCUCCUUGUCCUCAGGGUAGAAAGAUUGGUUGUGCUGAUAUUACUUUUUUCCAUGUAAUUUUCCUACGAGGCAUUUAAAGUAAUUGGUAGCCAUAUGAGUUUAAAUUUUAAACAUUGUACCCUGGUAUUGUAUUUGAAAGUGUUUUAAUAGCUGUAAUAUUUGGAAAUGAUUUUUAAAAUAGUUCUGUUUAAGAACAGUGAUUCAACAUUAUCUUUAGUGAACAAUCUGAAUUCAUAACAUUAGGAUAAAAAUGGCCUCACUGAAUUAGAAAAUAAUAUUUUCUCACUAUAUUUAAAGGUUAUAUACAUUUAUAUUCAUAUAUGUAAAGGAUAAGUUUAUAUAUUUAUGUGCAUUUUUCUGUUUUUAUGGUUUUAAAUUGCUGCUGGUUCAGGGCUCAAAGUAUGGAAUAAACACCAUGAUUAAUUUAUAACUAUCUAUAAAGAAAGGAAAAGUUAAAUUCUAAAGUAUGAGAAAUAUUAAUGUUUUUGUUACAAAAACUAUAGAUGCCAAAAUGGCAUCGUAGUUAAGACUCGUAAUUGGAGAAAGUUGUAAAGUUUUAAAACUAGGAAAUAACUAUGUAAAGAAGUAAACUAUAAAUUAAAAUAAACAAAUAAACAAAAUAUUCAUCUUUUCGCUUUAAAGGAAGCUGAUAUUUCAUCUUCAUUGGAGUAAAAUUACUAAAGCAGUCAAGAUCUGGAAGAAUGUAUGUGUACAGACAGUUAAGUAGAAAAGAGAAAAUGCAGUGCAGAAUUAAUCAGCAUGGAUAUAAAGUCAUUUGUGCGUAUGAUAUUUCUAUAUCGUCUAAAAGCACACUAAAAUUUGAAACUUUUUUACAUAUUUAUUUUGUAAGUUUAAUCCAACUGAGGAAGGGUAAUUUCUACAGCUCUGUUUUGCAUUAUGAAGGGGUUUCAUCUCAUUCUAAACCAUGUAAAAAUAUUUUUCACAUGCAACUUCAUAUUAAUAUCAUGAUUUAUUCCAUAUUUACUAAAUAUUUAAUUAUUCAUUUAUUGUAAUUCAUGUGGAGUGUAAAAUAUAUUGAUAAAGACACAUGAGCUUAGAGUGGCACUUGUCUGAAUCAUACUGUGCUUUUUUAAGUCUUGAUGUUGUCGAGUGCCACUAAAAUUCAUCAGAAUAUGUAUUGAAAGUGUCACGUAAAGUAUCAAAUAUUUGUAAUAAUAUAGAGUAUAUUAUUACUUGCUUCUCCAUAAAUUACCUGGUUUGUGUUUAUUAACCCAGUUGUUUUGGUGAAGCUGUUUUGUGAGUUUGCCAAAUGGAGAGUUCCCCCCUCUCUUUGUGAAAAUAUGAAAAUGUUGCUCAACUAUAGAAAAUAAUUAUUUUUUUUUUCCAUGCAACAAAUCUAAAUGAGCUUUUGUAUUAUAUCAAAAGGCAUGUAGGAAUUUUAUUAGUGUCAUCAAGCCUUUUUAUCUGUUCUUUUUAUUCGUUGAUUGUUUGCAUGUGUUUGUUUUCAAAGUACAAAAGUUAUUUUGGUUGUGAUUCAUUAUUUAAUUAACAGAGUUUGUAUACUUGUUGUGAAUGAAAUGUUCAAAAUGUCCAAAGAUUAUUUGACUUUUAAGAUCUAAAAAGAUGAUCUCUAUUUUUUGCAGUGUAUUUAGUGUCUAAUUUUAAAGAAAACUUAUAACAAAUCUUAAAAAGUUUUAUUAACUAAGACAAACAUGGUCUUUUAUAACUUGUGUAUUAUCCUUCUCAUCGAAAUAUCGCUAUAAUAUAUCGCAAAAAUGAAUUUUUUUUAAUAAUUUGUAGUAGUAAUGUGCAGUUUAUAAUAAAAUCAUAAAAAAAAUUUCUAAAUCUAAAGUCCCCACAUGAUAUUUUGACUAACAAAUUAUGGAAUCAUAUACAGUCAAAAGUCGUUAAUUUGGACACCCAUAAUCCGGACCUCAAAGCUACAAAAUUUCUGCGCAUGCGGCACAUUGACGCACGCGCAUAGGCGUUUACGCGUGCGCGUAAGACCUUUACGGCUAUGAAUAUGCGUCUGCGCAUACACAUAAUACGUUUACGCAUGCGUGUUUAAUGUAUAACGGCCAGUAUAGCUAAGCUAAA
Molecule: messenger RNA, 4875 nt
Organism: Stegodyphus dumicola
Lineage: Eukaryota; Metazoa; Arthropoda; Arachnida; Araneae; Eresidae
Product: circadian locomoter output cycles protein kaput-like
Biological process (GO): circadian regulation of gene expression; regulation of transcription by RNA polymerase II
Cellular component (GO): cytoplasm; CLOCK-BMAL transcription complex; nucleus
Molecular function (GO): RNA polymerase II cis-regulatory region sequence-specific DNA binding; protein dimerization activity; DNA-binding transcription factor activity, RNA polymerase II-specific
Source: RefSeq, a predicted model, not a curated record